Striga asiatica is the source of this 1381-nucleotide messenger RNA. The record is from the annotation of a GenBank genome assembly. NCBI's taxonomy places the organism in Eukaryota, Viridiplantae, Streptophyta, Magnoliopsida, Lamiales, Orobanchaceae.
GGCAAAUAUAAAUUUAGAUAAAACUCAAACAAAAUGAUUACAACCAACAAGAAGGUAUAGCGGUCCACCCCAAGGCAUGACUCAUGAGAAUGGUUUCAAUCCAACCUAAAAGGCUAACAAGCCCAAUGAAACCUACUCCAAAGCUAAAAAAUACAACUAACAGAGGCAUUUACAAUCUGAUAAAAGAGCAUGAAGUCGGCUUCUUUCUCAGUCACCUGGUUACCAAAAGCAACUAGAUCGGAGGUAAUGGCCAACCCAAGAAGAUUGCUACCAAUUGUGAUUCUAUGGGUUUUAAUCAUUUUCGGCACUCUCGCUCUGAUUCUGAAUCGGUUAAGCGAUGCGGGGGUUUCAUCAUAUCAAAAGGCGAUUGGUGAUCGGAAUCUCGCCAGUGAGCUGGAAGAGGAUGUUGAUCAAGUGACACAUAAAGUUUACUUCGACAUUAACAUAAAUGGAAAGCACAUUGGGCGUAUUGUGAUGGGCCUCUUUGGGAAAACCGUACCUCGGACUGCAGAAAAUUUUCGAGCUCUUUGCACAGGGGAGAAAGGAACUGGAACAAGUGGGAAGCCCCUUCAUUUCAAAGGGAGCAAAUUCCAUAGGAUCAUACCAAGCUUUAUGAUCCAAGGAGGUGACUUCACUCGGGGAGAUGGCCGUGGUGGGGAAUCAAUUUACGGUGACAGAUUUCCUGAUGAGAACUUCAAGUUGAAGCACACUGGUCCUGGAGUUCUCUCGAUGGCAAACUCUGGAGUGGAUAGCAACGGAUCUCAGUUUUUCAUCACCACUGUAACAACAAGCUGGUUGGACGGGCAUCAUGUUGUAUUUGGGAAAGUGUUGUCGGGUAUGAAUGUGGUGAAGAUGAUGGAGUCUCAGGGCAGGCAGAGUGGGAGUCCCAAAAGCACAGUUAUCAUCUCAGACAGCGGUGAACUGCCGUUGUGACCCUCUUUUGAAUUCGCCCUUGUGGACUUGUUUGUGUUCAUUAUACUUUGAUACAUAACUAGUAGUUUAGAUCCGCAGAGAUUAGUUGAAUUUACUGGUGACUUGAAUUCUGAAGGUUUGAGCUGACUGGAGAAUAAUGUACACAUAACAGAUCAACUCCAAAUGCAGGUCAUAAUCCAUGUUCCUUUAGAUUUAGCAACAAAUAAAAAAUGCUACUAAUUCUACUUGUUACACCUCUAGUGUCAAUUCAAGUCACUGCUAUUAUCAGUGUGUAUUAUGAGAUAGAUAAUAAACAAAAAGUCUCAACUUUGUCUUGCUGAAAAGAUUCAGCAUCACACCCUUGUCGGCUUCUUAUUAUUUCGCUAAGAUACUUUCUCAGAUAUAGUAUAUAUAUAUCAUGUGUAUGCGUGUGGUACUUCUACACAGUGGAGAAAUAUCUAAUUUCAUU